AUUUCACCUCAUGUUUUAAAGAUUUCACCAUGUCGGACUCAUCUCUCCUUGAGAUUGAUCGCAAUAUGAGCGAAGAAAAUAGCGACCUUUAUGAAUCCAUUUUACAAAAUUUUCAAAGUAAUACUACUAAUGGCACUCAAGCUCAACCCGAUAUGUAUUCCAAAAAAGUGUUGCCAAAAGCAGGCUGCUGUAUGAAAUGUAAAACAAAGAAGAACGAAAAAGUCUUUGUCAAUUUAUGCAUUUCGGAGUUGCUGCCUGAUCCGCCAAAUGUUGAAGAGGACGAGUUGGUGCAAAUUCUUUCAAAUGAAGAUGCCCCUGACUUUCGAAUGCCAAUGAGUAUAGGGGAACCACACACGGAGUUAGAUAAUGCAGGUAAAGGUUGCACAGUUAUUGACGUCGUUGUAUCAGAAGACUUUUUCAAUAGACUUCAAGAUUCAAGCAAACCGGUCCUCAAUUCAUUUUUCUGCACGGCGAUGCUUGAAGGCAUCCAAGAAAAAUACAAAUUUGAACUUGAAAAUGAAGUCAAAAUUUUGAAGCACAAGAAAGCAAUGGGGACUAUUCAGGAGCAGAUGAUUCGAACUCGGAGGUUAAUCCGAGAAAUGGGGGACUCAAUCAUGAAAAAUAUUCCAGACAUCCAGAACCUGGUUAGCUCGCCUGAAGUACCAAAAUAUACCUUCGUCAAAGAGCCACCAGUUGGACCUGUAGAAUUUUUAGUUGGAGAGAUAGUGCUACCGAAAUGUGCCGGUGUUAAGCAAAUUUUACUGGAUGUAGGUGGAGAUAGGGUGGUGCUUGAUUGCCGGCCUUUUUAUUUUAUGGACGUUUUCUUCCCAUACGAGUUUGAAGUGAAUGAUGUUGGGGCUCAAUUUAAUGCCGAUAAAAAAAUUCUAUCAAUAACAAUUCCUGUAAAAAUUGAAUAAAUUCGUUUGUAAUUGU
This is a messenger RNA of Symsagittifera roscoffensis, 933 nucleotides long. Its product is annotated as PIH1 domain-containing protein 1-like. Gene Ontology annotation, cellular component: ribonucleoprotein complex; R2TP complex; cytoplasm. The record is from RefSeq and is a predicted model, not a curated record. Bases 30 to 917 code for a protein of 295 amino acids. Gene Ontology annotation, biological process: rRNA processing; box C/D snoRNP assembly. The transcript has a single exon. NCBI's taxonomy places the organism in Eukaryota, Metazoa, Xenacoelomorpha, Acoela, Convolutidae.